AUGAACCAGCCGAAAGAGAUUCGCCAAAAUUCACUCUCCGAAAGCGAGGUGCUAUACAUCGCACUUGAUACAGGUCCCAUUGUCGAUCCUACCAUGGCCACCGAGCACGAAAAUACGUUUCAGCCCUUCACUCCGCCAAAGUUGCUUGUCCUCAAGAUCGGCGAUCAGGUCGAGCUGCUAAUAGAUAUUGACGAUACGCUCUUGAAGGGGAAUCUCGGUCGCGUGCUUGGGUUCUACAAUGCCACUCAGGUAGCCAUCUCCAAAGACGGAAGCAUUUAUCAAAACAGCUCCGUGCUGGAGGUGACUGGAUUGAAAAAUCACCCCCUAGUUGCGUUUAAUGUGCCUCUAGGAGUCCGCAAACUUCUCAUUAUGCGCGAAAGAUUCCGAAUUGAACUGCGAGGCGGACAGGGGGAGAUGUAUAGGACUCAACUCCCACUGGCGGUGCAUUAUAUUAAUGGUGAUAUUUGA
Messenger RNA from Rhizoctonia solani, 468 nucleotides. RefSeq lists its product as uncharacterized. Lineage: Eukaryota; Fungi; Basidiomycota; Agaricomycetes; Cantharellales; Ceratobasidiaceae. The transcript has a single exon. The coding region runs from base 1 to 468 and encodes 155 amino acids. The record is from RefSeq and is a predicted model, not a curated record.